AAUCACGGUUCAGAAUAAGUUUUCAUUUGAAGAUAUUAAUCGUGAGAAACUUUUCUAUACUUUGAUAUCUAUUGAUUGAAACAACUAAAAAUUAAUCGGCUGCGAAACAGUAAUAAGAUCUUUAGAUGUAAGAAUAAAUAUUACAUUAUGAGAUUAUAAGAAAAAGAAAUUGUCCUUUGUAUAACUACGAUAUGCUUUACAUGUGCAUUCACCAGGUUCAAAAGCUUCUCUUGUUCAAUGUUUUUUUUUUUGUCAAAAAUAUUUCGAAAGAAAGUCUAAUCACCCUGCUUGUUACAUAACAUGUGAUAACAUGGAUGAUUUAUGAACAGAACAGUUUCUACCGAACAUGCGUAGAAGUCAAAUGCACAGAUCGUUGAUAUAAUCUGCUUAUUUCUUUCGAUUAAAUUAUAGUUCAGAAUUGAAAGGAUUUUCAGACGUACAUUCAGGAAAUCGUAGUUUUUGUGUGAAUUCAAAAACAUGAGUGUCAUGGCAAAAACAAUUACAAGUUGGAAACUUAAUCUUGUUCAACCAUUGAUUUUAAGGUUAUGUAACAAAAGGAACCGGAUACCAUGCAUUAAUAUUAUGUCGAAAAGAACAUUAUUUAUAUUACAAAGAUUUUCAAAACAAUAUAAACAUUUCUUUUUAUAUCAAAAACAAAUGCAAGCUUUCAUGAGCGAUAUAAAACCAGUUAAACUUCCAUGCAUUAAGUCGUUACCUGAGCAUGUACAAAUGCAUAGAAUAUUGGAAAAUUCUAUUCAUUACUCAAAUACUAUUAUGCAACCCAUUAAAACCAAAAUAAGUAUUACCUCUGAUAAAAUGGAAACGAUACGUAAUACGGAUUGGUCAUCGGAAUCUCCAGAAAGUUGUUACCAUGCCUUAAAGAAAUUAGCACAUUGUUAUUUAAAUGGAUUUCAAUUUGAUAAUGAAACAUACGAUAAGAUUCUGGAAGCCUGCAGAAUGAAACUUCAUGACUUAAAUGAUAGUCAAAUACAGAAUAUAAUGCAAUAUUUGAUUGUAUUAAAUAACGUGCUUAAACCUUUAAGUAGUUAUUCAAAUUUUAUAUUUGCAAUAAGUAAACAAUGUUUGAAACGAUUCUUUAGCUCAGAUAUUAGGGAAAUGUUAUUCAUGAUCAGUGGAUUUUAUCUCAUUGAAGCAUAUACAUCUGCCUACAUGUGGCGUGCACUCAGAAAAUUAGGUUCUAAGUGUUAUAGACUUACAGCAAAAAACUUGGUUCAAUUUUUACUGUAUUUAAGCGUAUCCAAUGUUUCUGAUAUAAAUAUGUUUGACAUUGAAUGUUACUUAGAUGAAUGUAUAAAUGACCUUACUGGGAAUGAAAUAGGCAUAGCUGCAAGAGGCUUUUUUAUGAAUGAAACAAAAAUUCAUCUUGUAUCAUUAAUGAAAAAGAUAAUAACAGUAGCUGGAAAUAAAAUUCAAAUUAUGGAUAAUGUCUGCGUGGGAGCAGUUAUGAAACUAAUACGGUAUAGCGAUUGUUCUGAAUCUAGAAUAGCAGUUCGUGAUAUGCUGAUAUUAUUGCGUCCUGAAAUAAAGAGAUUACCAUUAAUAUCUUUAACACAUAUUUCACAUGUAGCUGGAGGUUUACGUGUGUAUGAUAAAAUUUUGUUAGAUGAUAUUGCUAAGAGAGUGGAAAAUGAAUUUGAAUCUGCAAGAUUAAAAGAUAUUGAAAGAAUUAUUUAUGCUCUGUGUACAGUCACUCCUGGUACACAGUACCAAGAUACAUGUUAUAAGAUUGUGGAUAAAUUAUUAUUAAGUUAUAAAACUGUUAGAGCAAACGAAAUUAGUUAUUUUCCAACAUCAUUACUACGUAUUUUACAAUUUUUAUCAUAUAAAAAUAUAUAUCCAGAACAAUUAUUUGCUGAGGUAAUGGAUCCUAAAUUUGUACAAACAAUACAUAGGAACAAUAUAAAAUAUUUGAGUGAUGAAUUAUUGAGAUUGCAUUGUUCUAUAAUAAUUGAAAGGCCUAAUUAUACAGGUCCGUUUCUGAGUCAUGAGGUAUAUUCGUGUUUAAUAAAGAAACAUUGUCACAGAAUUGAUGUGGCUAACAGACAUAAUACUGUAAAAGUACAUAAUGAACUUAUGUACUUGCUCAAGGACAAACUGGGAUUAAAUACAUAUAUUGAUUUUGUUUUACCUCACUUUUCGUUUAAUUAUGUUGUUCUUGGUUUUGAUGAACAUAACAAUUCUGUUGAUGUUGAACCUAUUUUAUCAACAAUGAAACGUGGUACAAUUAAACGUGUAGAUACUGAUGAUUUAAAGAAACUACAAUGGAAAAUAUUAAUCCCAUUAACUAAAAGAAAUAAAGUAAUUGGUUACGAUGGUUAUACUAGUCAUGUAUACACAAUCUUCAGGCAACUAAAGGCUAUUGGAUAUACACCACGUCUAGUUAACUGUUUCGAGUGGGAAGAAUUUACAACAGAUGAUGCAAGGUGUAAAUAUUUACACCAAUUAAUUUUCGACAAAAAUGAUUCUGAUCAUAUGGAAAAACAGAGUUUGCUAGGAUAGAAUCAUCGAUAACAUGUACAUUU
This is a messenger RNA of Hylaeus anthracinus, 2543 nucleotides long. RefSeq lists its product as uncharacterized. NCBI's taxonomy places the organism in Eukaryota, Metazoa, Arthropoda, Insecta, Hymenoptera, Colletidae. The coding region runs from base 478 to 2520 and encodes 680 amino acids. The transcript has 7 exons. The record is from RefSeq and is a predicted model, not a curated record.